UGAAGAACUAAAAGAAAAGUCCCAAACUCUCUCCCUCUUUACUUUCUCUCUCUAAGAUUUAUAUAUAGUUUCUCUCUCUAGAAAUUGGGCAAAAUGCAAGAGCCAACUGCGACAAGUUCGUUGGUGGCGAGUUUACCUUCGAGUAGUGAGAGAUCUUCGAGCUCUGCACUUCAUAUCGAAAUCAAAGAAGGAAUGGAAAGUGAUGAUGAGAUAAGAAGAGUGCCGGAGAUGGGUGGAGAAGCUGCGGGAGCAUCAGUUUCCGGCGGAGACACCGGAUCAGGUGCUGGUCCAGACCGGGUUCAAAGCUCAAACGUUGGUUCAAGGAAAAGAGGCAGAACCCCAGCCGAUAAAGAAAAUAAACGGUUGAAGAGGUUGUUACGCAACAGAGUUUCGGCUCAACAAGCAAGGGAGAGGAAGAAGGCAUACUUGAAUGAAUUGGAAGUGCGAGUAAAAGAAAUUGAAAAGAAGAACUCCGAGCUUGAAGAGCGACUUUCAACUCUCCAAAAUGAGAAUCAAAUGCUUAGACAUAUCUUGAAAAACACUACAGCCGGUAUGCAAGAAAAGAAGUAGACAUAUGAUUAGAAGAGGAAAAGCAUUACAUGUGCAAUCCGAAUCAUAGCUUGAAAAUCGAAGGGUUUGGUUUAGGAUCGAGACUUGUUAUUGUGGUUAUUUCUUUUCCUAGCAAACAUAAUGAGAAUCCAACCAUCUUUACGUACGAUUCGAUUAAAGAUCUUUAAGUCAUGUAGGUGGUAAUGGGCUGUGUUUCUAAAUGACCAAAAAAGAUGUAAAGUAUUGCAUAUGAUAUGGGUUUUAAUUUGUAGCACAAGUAACGUGUCUGUUAAACAAUGGUAUUGGAACCGUUUUACACAGUAAAUCCUACUAUUUAAUCGGUC
This is a messenger RNA of Lactuca sativa (garden lettuce), 893 nucleotides long. Its product is annotated as transcription factor HY5. Gene Ontology annotation, cellular component: nucleus. The record is from RefSeq and is a predicted model, not a curated record. Lineage: Eukaryota; Viridiplantae; Streptophyta; Magnoliopsida; Asterales; Asteraceae. Gene Ontology annotation, biological process: red or far-red light signaling pathway; response to far red light; regulation of photomorphogenesis. Gene Ontology annotation, molecular function: DNA-binding transcription factor activity, RNA polymerase II-specific.